Penaeus chinensis is the source of this 556-nucleotide messenger RNA. RefSeq names its product cuticle protein 7-like. The transcript has 3 exons. Gene Ontology annotation, cellular component: extracellular matrix. Bases 44 to 505 code for a protein of 153 amino acids. Lineage: Eukaryota; Metazoa; Arthropoda; Malacostraca; Decapoda; Penaeidae. The record is from RefSeq and is a predicted model, not a curated record.
ACGCGCUUGAUGGCCGGAGCAUCACUCUUCGUCUACCUUCAUCAUGUUCACUAAGGCUGUUGUUGCCCUUGCCCUCGUGGCUGUUGCUGCUGCUGCUCCUUCUCUGCCAACCUAUGGAUAUGCUCCUCAGCCUACCUAUGAGGUCCCUGCCAAAUACGACUUCAACUAUGCCGUGAAGGAUGACUACUCCGGCAACGACUUCGGUCAUCAGGAGGCCCGUGAUGGCUAUGACACUCAGGGUUCUUACUACGUCCUCCUUCCCGACGGUCGUCUGCAGAAGGUCGCCUACACUGUCAACGGCGACUCCGGUUACGUGGCCGAGGUCAGCUACGAGGGUGAGGCCCAGUACCCCGAGUACAAGCUUGCUCCUGCCUACAAGCCUGCCCCUGCCUACAAGCCUGCCCCUGCCUACAAGCCUGCUCCUUACCAUCCCGCACCUGCCUACAAGCCUGCCCCUGUAUACGAAUCUGCCCCUACCUAUGAGACCACCCCAGCCUACGCCUAAAUGAACUUCGAUCAAAAUAUGUUUAUAGAUAUUUAUUAAACUGAAAGUCUA